UAGACUGGUUAAAUUGUGCUUUUAACAUGCCAGUUGAAAUAGUCGUAUUAUGGCUCCCUCUGUCAUUUGAUUUACAUUACCUGUGUAAAAUAUCACGUGGAUGUACAUUCGUUAUAAACAAUACAGGAUCAUUAGUGCUUGUUUCAAUAGCCAUAGAACGGUAUAUUGUUGUGUAUCAUCCCCUCAAAAACAGACAACUUACACCAAAAUUCGCGAAGGUAAUGUGUCUUCUAGCGUUCAUAAUUUCUUCAAUAUUUUCAUGGCCGUCUUACGUUUUCUACGGAAGCCAUACACUAACAAUUCAGAUUGCGAAGGGCACCUUUGUUGUUGGAAAAACCUGUUUGAUUGCUGAUGAACAUGAGUUUCGAACAGGACUGCUGCUGAUAUUUACCACUGUGUUAUUUACCCUUCUUGUAUUAGUUUUUAUAGUAUUAACUGUCCUGUAUAUUGCUAUUGGGCGCAAAAUAUACAUCGCAACAUGUACAGAUCUCACCGCAAAUGGAAGGGAACAGGUGAGAGGUUUGUUCAGUAAGAGUAUUAUUUCGGCAAUAACAGGAAUUGCCGAGCCCACCGAAAAUAAAAGCAACUCAACAAGUAGACAUACAGGAUAUCGCAAUAGUUAUAAGACAAAAAGAAGUUCACAAAGUAUUCAGGAACAGUCAUUACCAAGCAUAAGUGAAAAUGAAGAUUCAAAAAUGACUUCUGAUUCCAACGAAAACUUGUCUUCUACGAGUCUGAAACGUAAAGUGCGGAAAGUGAAAGCUACUAGAAAGAACACUGUAAUGAUGCGCAUGGUUACCAUAGCUUUCAUGGUGUCAUUUACACCGUUUCUUUGCAUUCUCAUAAUACGUUAUACAAACCCUAUGUAUUAUUUUGGACUGGGAACUGCAGGCAAAAUUGCUUAUGCUGUCUUUCUAAGAACUUAUUUCAUAAAUAGCAUGGUAAAUCCAUUUAUCUAUGGAUUUAUGAAUUUGCAAUUUAGAAAAAUGGUAAAAGAUCUGUUUUUGAACAUAUUCUGUUGUAAGAGUUGCAGAAGAGGGAAUAGUAAAUUUACUCAAAGAUAAUGUUUUGUGGGAGACAACAUAAUCUGCUUCAAUGACGUUUAUAUAAGAAAGAAGUAAUUUUGGUUUAGUGCUGUAUAAAUUCAAUGCAGAUUCUAAACAUAUAUGUGGUCAUAUGUUGUUGUUGUUGUUUUAAUUGAUAUAACAUUUGUACUUCAUGUUUUGAAUAUACAGAAAUCAUACGUGUUCGCACUCGUUUUUCAUUAUAAUAUAUAGGCAACAUAUUUAUAUGAAAACAAUGUGCAAGACAGUUCAACUGUAUAUUAUAUUGAUACAAUAAAUUCAUUAUAAUUAGA
Molecule: messenger RNA, 1357 nt
Organism: Ruditapes philippinarum (Manila clam)
Lineage: Eukaryota; Metazoa; Mollusca; Bivalvia; Venerida; Veneridae
Product: cholecystokinin receptor-like
Biological process (GO): G protein-coupled receptor signaling pathway
Cellular component (GO): membrane
Molecular function (GO): peptide binding; G protein-coupled receptor activity
Source: RefSeq, a predicted model, not a curated record